Molecule: messenger RNA, 1297 nt
Organism: Amborella trichopoda
Lineage: Eukaryota; Viridiplantae; Streptophyta; Magnoliopsida; Amborellales; Amborellaceae
Product: putative 2-oxoglutarate-dependent dioxygenase AOP1
Source: RefSeq, a predicted model, not a curated record
AAAAUGUAAUUUUUUAUGAGAUUCAGUCUCGACUGUGUAAUCAUCAAAUAUAAAAUCUGAGGUUCGGUCCCCAGUGUGUCGAGGUGUUUGUAUUUAUUUUGCAGAAGUUGUAACACAUAUUCGAGCUGACAAACAUGGGUUCUCAAAGUGUAAUGAAAGUACCAGUCCUUGAUUUCUCAGGAGACUUGAAGCCUGGAGCUGAGAGAUGGAAAGCCCUGACACAAGAAGUGCGAGAAGCUCUGGAAAGCCCAGGGUGUUUCGCGGCCAUCUACAAUACUGCGGUCCCUGAAUCUCUGCAGAAGGAAAUGUUCUCUGCUAUGAAGGAGCUCUUUGAAAUUCCCCAAGAAACGAAGAUGAAUAACCGAUCCGAGUUCAAGUACCAUGGAUAUAGGGCGCCUGUACCAGAGGCUCCUUUCUUUGAGGUCACUGGCAUCGAUCAUGCAGCCCUGCCGGAGAACAUUGAGCGGUUUACCGACCUUAUGUGGCCCCAAGGAAAUACCAAGUUCAAUGAGACAGUGAAGACCGUAACAAUGAAGAUAACAGAGUUGGCUAAGCUAAUUCAAAUAAUGGUUUUGGAGAGUUAUGGUGCUGAGAAAUACUUCGAUGACCUUGACAAAUCCUCAAAUUACCAUUUUCGAAUGAUGAAGUACAAGGCCCCGGAGGGAGGGCACCAAGUGGAGGGCUUGAAGGGUCACGUUGACAAGAACAUAGUGACGAUACUCUGCCCAGACCAAGUUGGCGGUUUGGAGGUGCAAUUUAAAGAUGGGUCCUGGGCACCAGUGGUGCUCUCGGGAGGCUCUCUUGUUAUCACCAUAGGUGAUACUUUCAUGGCAUGGACUAACGGUAGGCUUCAUCCAGUACGACAUCGGGUGAUGCUGAGGGGAUAUGAAGACAGAUAUUCUUGCGGGUUAUUUUCGAUCCCAAAUCCAAAUGUAUUGAUUGAGGCCCCUAAAGAGCUCGUGGACGAAGAGCACCCUAAGCUUUUUAAGCCCUUCGACUACUAUGAUUACUAUAACUUCUACAAGAUAAAUAAGGAGUGUGGCCUCAAGGAAUUCGCAGGCGUCUGACAUCACAACGAAUUGAAGCCUCUCUUUCUGUCUCAGUUAUAAUUUGCUUAGCUGCUUUUCUUUGAUGCCAUAAUCUAUUGAAUCGAGGGGUUCCUGGUCUUUCACAUGUGUGCUUUCUUUUUCACUAUGAGUUAGCAAUAUCAGUACAUGUAUUAUGGAUUUUAUCACUGCAGUAUGGGUGAUGUAUUUAGUGUGCACUAAUAAAUAUUAAGUUGCUUGCCAGUGUUGAA